Molecule: messenger RNA, 3993 nt
Organism: Paramecium tetraurelia
Lineage: Eukaryota; Ciliophora; Oligohymenophorea; Peniculida; Parameciidae
Exons: 1
Source: RefSeq, a predicted model, not a curated record
AUGAUGUUUAUUCUUAUGAGUCUAAUUUUGGUGAGUCACUAAGAGUUAUUAUUAAAAGUGGAUUAAUGCACUUGUAAAUAAAUUCUGAGUUCCUUUGAUUGUAAUCAAUUGAGUUAAUGUGAUUGGAACAAUGAAUCUGGUUUAUGUGAAGAUCGUAAAUAUACAGAUUCAGAUUCCUAUUGCUCAAUAAAUUCUACUAAUUGUCCAGUAGAUGGCUGUGCUUUAUACUAAGGUAUUUGUAAACCUUUCAGUGGUUGCACUAUAUAUCAAGCAAAGACACAUGAUGAGUGUCAGAAGAUUUCUCGUUUAUGCACAGGAAAUGGUGAAAAUUGUAUUUAGAUGGAAUGGACAUGUGAUAACUAUCAAAAUUAAAUUGCUUGUUAGAUAGAUUUGGAGGGAUAUCCAUGUAAUUGGAAUAAAGAAAGCAACAAAUGUUAUUAGAUAUUAAAAUGCCAGGAAAUCCCAUAAUCUUACAAAACUCAUUAAGCCUGCUAUCAAGUAGGAAUAAAGUAUGAUUUAAAAUGCACUGCCCAAUAGGGAGGAGGUUGUAUGGAUAUAGCAGAGACUUGCAAAAAUUUACCGGAAGUAGGGUGUGUAAUCAAAUUAAAUGGGGACUCCUGUUUUUGGAACGUAUCUUCAUGUUAAGAUUACAUAUGUUAAAAUGCCCCUGCUUCUAAUACUACCCAUGAAUAAUGUUAAAGUUUCUUAAGUACUUGCACUGUAAAUAAUGAGCAGAAAGGAUGUAUGUAAAUUGCAUCAAAAUGUGAUGAUUAUCAAAAUAAGGCAUAAUGUGUAUAUGCCGGUGAAGAUUUGUGUGUGUGGUCAGAAAUGUUUUGUAAGGAUGGAGAUACUAUUUGUGAAUCAAAAUAAACAUGCAAAUCUUGGUUGUGUGAAAAUGCUUCAUCUACUUACAAUACCGAUAGUUUAUGCAGAUAAUUUAAACAUUAGUGCACAGUCAAUAAUACCAAUGAUGGUUGUAUUUAAAGGUUAGAUUCAUGUUCCAAAUACGAAAAAUAAUAAUAAUGUGUUAGUUUGUUGGACGAUUCAAAAAAAUGUUUUUGGAAUGGAACUAAGUGCGUUGAUAAAACUUGUGACAACGCUACUCUUUCCAAAUAUAAUGAGAGUUCUUGUAGUAGGUACAUGCCAUAAUGCACUGCUGGUGGGGACAAUAAAUGUGUUCUUAAGACUUGUAAUACAUAUUUAACUGAAAAUCUAUGUAGUAAGGACUAUUAGAACAAUAAAUGUAGUUGGAGUGGUUCUUGUAAAUAAAAGACUUGUGAAAAUGCAAGUGAUGAUUUGAUCACUCACUCUGAUUGUUAGUAAUGGUUAGAAGGUUGCACAAUUAAAUAAGAUCUUAAAGGAUGUUAAAAUUUAGCAGAUUCCUGUGAUGCUUAUAAAAUAGAAGAUUAAUGUCACUUGGCAGGCACUCCUAAAUUUUAGUGUUUAUGGAUAAAUGGGUUGUGUGUUAAGAAGGAUUGUUCUUUUGCUAGUCUUGAUAUAGAUAAUGAUGAGGAGUGUUUAAGUUACUUAGGAGUGUGUAUGAUUAGUGAUAAAAAAAGAGGUUGUGUAAAUCGCAAAAAAAAUUGUCCCGAUUUAUUGGAACAUCAAUGCUCUAUACCCAGUCAGGAUACAUUGUGUUUUUGGAAUCAGGCAUCAUCACAAUGUGAAUUUAGAUAAUGUACUUAAGGAACUUCAAAUUCAUUCCAAGCUUGUUAGCAGUUUUUACCCACUUGUACAGUUAAACAUGAUGGUACUAAUUACCUUGGAUGUAUAACCAAAUCAGAUAAGUGCAGUGCUUAUAAGAAUGAAUUUAUGUGCAUUGAUAGUUUGAUUGAGGGUCUAUGCAUAUGGAACAAGAGAGUUAUUCCUUAUGCUUGUGAAAAGAGGUCAUGUUAGAAUUCAGAUCAAACUGCAAGUGAUGAAGCAUGCAACAAUUUUUUGAGUACAUGCACAGUCAAUUCUGACCAAACUUAAUGUAUGGAACGCAAAGAAAAUUGUAACUUAUAUUUAUAGGAAUUCAAUUGCAGAAAAACUAAAUCAGGAAGUUAAUGUAUCUGGUUAAACAAUGUAUGCACGUCUAAGACUUGUGAUAAGGCUGAUAAGACAUACACUUCUCAUUAAGAAUGCCAACAGUUCAGCAAGAAUUGCACUACAAAUGGGAAGGGAUGCAUUCAAAUUGAUUAAUGUUCUAAAUAUACCACUAGAUCAGGAUGUGUAAUUGAUCAGAACAAUUAGCUAUGCGUAUUCUAAUCUAGUUGCAACUUGCUUUAAUGUAGUGAUGCUCCUUACUCUUAUUCCACUGAUGAAUAGUGUAAAACAUAUAAAUCAGAAUGCACCACUAAUGGGAAUGGUUGUGUUUUGAGAACAUAGUGUUCAGAUGCUUAUAUUUAAUAAGCUUGUAUUACUGACUCUAAGGGUAACAAGUGUUCAUGGAUUAACAAUAAAUGCCUUGAUUAUAAUUGUUCAACUGCUCCUGCUAACUAUGUCACUGAGCUUGAGUGUCAUAUGCAUCAACCAGGAUGCACUGUAAAUUAAUCUGGAGGUUGCAUUAAAAAAGGUCGUUGCGAAGAUGCUAAAGUUUAAGAGGCUUGCACAUCAGAUAAAGAUAAAAACCAAUGCGUAUUCUCGAAAGGUGUAUGCAGGGAUGUAUUAUGUUCAGAUAUGCCAUACACAAAUCAUUAUGAGUGUGUUAAAUUUAAAUCAUCUUGCACUUCUAAUGGAAUCACUUGCAUUCCUCAAUCUAAUUGCAAUAAAAAAAUUCAAAGUGGUUGUUUCAUAGGUUCAGAUGGACCAUGCUUAUGGAUUAAAAAUACUUGUUAUCAAUAUUCAUCUUGCACAUCUCUCAAAUUCUAAACUCAUUAAUAAUGUUAUGAAUUCAGUGGUGAAUGCACUACUGAUGGAAAUACGUGCAUUCCAAUAGACAAAUGUGCCAAUCUAAAUUUUAACAGUUGUUUUUAGGGAACAGAUGGAAAAUGUGUGUACAUAACAAAAGAUUAGAAAUGCUAGCUAUACACAGGUUGUGGCUCUCUCCAGUACGAUGAUCACCAAAAUUGCUAGAGUCUAAGUGACAAUUGUACAACCAAUGGAACUAAAUGUAUUGAAUUAGGAGAGUGUUCAUCCUAUACUUAAUAGAUAAGUUGUUAGUUGAAUAAAAAUCGUAAAAAAUGCUAUUAUGAUUCUUAAGCAAAAAAAUGUGUUGAUUUGCAGUGUUCUCAUCUGCAAUUUACAACUCAUAGUUAAUGCAAUAUAGAAUUAGAAACUUGUACAUCCGACAACAUCAAAUGUAUUAAAAUAGAUAAAUGUGAAACAUAUCAAUAAAACUAUUGCAAUCUUGCACCCGGUUUGGAUGGUAAAUGCAGUUAUGAUUUAAAAGAAUAGAAAUGCAGAUAGAUUCACUGUUAAGAAUUGUUAGAAAAUUGCUCUCAAAUAAGUACAUGCAUAGAUAGUGGUCUGGGAUGCGUGGAUUACUCAACAUGUGAUAAGUAUCAAACUGAGAAAGCAUGCAAAUAUGGUGGCUCUGAUGGACAUUGCAUCUGGUAUUAAGAUGAAGGGAAAGGAAAAUGUAAAAUCAUGGCUUCAUGCUCAGAUGCUUCAUCUAGCAUAGAGGCAUGUUAAUCAAAAAUGCAAACUUGCCAAUGGACUUAAACUUUGACCAAAAGCACUUGUGCAUAACAUACAUGUUCAUCAAAAAAAUAAGAAUCUUCAUAUUGUUAACCAAUCUUAGAUUUUUCUGGUAAAUAUUACUAGAUAUGUACUAUUUCUAAUGGCCAGUGUUUUUCAGAAAAACUUUCUUCUCUUGGAGCAUCAAAUUGCUUUUCAGGUACAGCUUACACAUACACAUGGGACUCUGCCAAUUCUGUUUGUUUGCAGUGCGGAACAGUAUAUAACAAUAAAAGUGAUGAGAAAGAUGAUGAUGAUAUUCUUCCAGAACAAGGGAUGAAUUCUUAGGUACUAUUUCCAAUGUUGUAUCUGAUUAUUAGUAUAUAUAUUUGA